Molecule: messenger RNA, 6725 nt
Organism: Chelonia mydas (Green sea turtle)
Lineage: Eukaryota; Metazoa; Chordata; Testudines; Cheloniidae
Gene: FTO
Product: FTO alpha-ketoglutarate dependent dioxygenase
Exons: 12
Coding region: 487-1956 (489 amino acids)
Biological process (GO): regulation of multicellular organism growth; RNA repair; DNA alkylation repair
Molecular function (GO): ferrous iron binding; mRNA N6-methyladenosine dioxygenase activity; broad specificity oxidative DNA demethylase activity
Source: RefSeq, a predicted model, not a curated record
GAAAAGACUACGGGGAGGCCGAGCGCGGCGGUGUGGGGUGCCGCAAGCGUCGGGGGCUGUGCUCGAGCACGGCGGGCGGCAACAUGAAGAGGCGAGCAGGGGCGAGCGAGAAAAAAGAAGCCAAGAAGAUAUGGAAGGAGGUUUCAGUAGAAUGAAGGCAAUUUCUGCAAUAUUGUGAUUGAAGCUCAUUAAGUUAUCUAUCUUAAGAAGUCCCAACAGUCAAUUAGGAAGUCGGAAGGCUUAUCAGUCCUGCGUAUUGAGCUCAGUUACAACAAAAUAAGUUUAUGGACAUCUAUCUUGAAUUGUGGGCACCAGAACUGGACAGUAUUCCAACAGCGGUCAGUAUUCCAACAGCGGUCACACCAGUGCCAAACAAAGACAUAAAAUAACCUUCCAACUCCUGCUCAAGAUUCCCUUGUUUGUUCAUUCAAGGAUUGCUUUAGCCCUUUUGGCCACAGCAUCACACUUGGACCUCAUGUUCAGCUGAUGAGCCAUCAGGGCCCCCAAACCUUUUCCAGAGUUACUGCUUCCCAAGAAAGAGUCCCCCAUUAUAAACAAAAGCUUCUUGAAGAACUUGGAGAGAGUUGGCUUCCAUAUCUGACACCUAGAGAUGCCGAAUUCCACCAGCUGAGUUGGUUUCUUCUUCUUCCUACUAAGCUGGAGUGUAAGAGUCCUGAGGUCAAUAUUGGAACUGAUCCAAUUUGCCAGUGUUCUAUCUACAAUGUGGCUUCCUUACCAAAUGUAUGGAAGACCAGAUAUUCCAAACUCUUCCUCAGGAAAGCUGAUAAGAUACCCCAAGAACUUCAUCACAUAGUGCAAGAAGCCUUUUUGACCUUGCAAAAACAUGAUUGUUUCUUCCAAGAUCUAGUAAGGAUCAAAGAAAAAGAUUUUCUUACACCAGUAUCUCGUAUAUUAAUUGGAAACCCAGGAUGCACUUACAAAUACUUGAACACAAGACUGUUUACAGUUCCAUGGCCUAUGGAGGAUUAUGAAAUAAAAUAUUGCCAUCCUGAACUAUUUGCAGCUUGUAAAGCAUUAAUCAAACUUAAUGACUACUUGAAUGUAGAAGCCGUCCAGGCUUUGCAAGAACAAAAUUUAUCUGAGACCAAAGAAACUGAAAAUACUGCUGUCACAGAUAGAGAACAGGAUUUUUCUACUUUUAUUAAGGGGUCCCUCUUAGAAGUUCAAAGCAGUCUUUAUACACCAAGGAAUGACUGCACCAGUCUUAAGUACAGAACAUCUUAUAACUUGACUUUAUUGAAUUAUAUGGAUCCUCUACAAAUGCCGUACUUGAAACAAGAGCCUUAUUUUGGAAUGGGGAAUAUGGCAGUGAGCUGGCACCACGAUGAAAAUCUCAUUGAAAGGUCAACAGUAGCUGUGUACAAUUACAGCUGUGAAGGUUCUGCAUGUGACAAAGUUAAUGAACAGUAUGUGGAAGGGAGAGACCCAGCUGACUGGCACGUAGGCCUGAAGGUAGCAUGGGACAUAAAGACACCUGGACUGGCAAUACCCCUUCACCCAGGAGACUGCUAUUUUAUGCUGGAUGAUCUCAAUAUGACACAUCAGCAUUGUGUUCUGGCUGGUUUUGAGCCUCGUUUCAGCUCUACCCACAGAGUGGCAGAGUGCUCAACAGGAACACUGGAAUAUAUUUUUGGACAGUGUGAGUUUGCACUUCAGAAUUUACAGGUUGAUUCUGAUUCAGCGGCUUUGUCUUUGAAAUCACUGGAAGUCCAAGUUGUAAAGGAAGUGGAAGGAAUCCAUAACGAGGUCGAAUUUGAGUGGCUUAGGCAGUUUUGGUUUCAGGGCAAACGCUAUAGGAAGUGCACUGAUUGGUGGUUUGAACCAAUGGCUAAAUUGGAAGAAUUUUGGAAAAAGAUGGAGUUUAUGCAAAGCAGGAGAAGAAAUAAAAUAGCAAAACAAAAUGAACAAAACCAAAAAACAGGAGAUGUUGCUUAGUGUCCAUUUUGACUACUGUAAGAUGUCACAGUCCUGUAGUGGAGGGCCUCAGACUGCCAGGUGAUCAUAUUUGCCUACUGAGCUGCAAAACAUGGCUACAUAAAGGACUGAAUUUCAGCCAUAACUCCUGAAUUUCUGGGCUUUUCUUAUCUGCUUAUACCAGACCCUUUAAAUAAAGAUUUUUUUUUUGUUAGGUCAAUUUUUAUGCAUACCAGGAUUGAAAUGUUCAUAGAAAUUUACCCUUAGUUAAAAAACUAAUACUGAAGUCUGGUAUUUUAUUAGUUUCUUUCCUUUUUCUAUCGCACUAAUUUCUUUGACUCCAGUAUUUCCAGUCCUCAGAAAAGAAAGAGCACAUUCAGCAUUGUUUACUGGAGAAUCAUUAACAAAAAUUUUAAAAAAUAGUUGUGUACAACAUCUUCCUAAAAAUAUAUUUACAAUUCUGAGAGAAUUCAGACAUAAGCCUCCAAAACAAAAUGUGUGCUGAAAGCACAAAGGAGUGUGUUUAUGAUUCUCUUUGAAGUGUUUUUGCAACAGGAUAAGGAAAAUUUUAGAAACUGUCUGAUAGUGUUCAGGGUAAAUACUUAAACCCCUUUAGAGAAUUUCACACACAGAUACUGUGCAGUAGAAAAAAGGAUACUUAUGUUUCCUAAAGCUGCUACAGCCUACAGCUUUGUACUUAAAGACAGAGGUGUUGAAUAGAAUUCUACUGAGGAUACAUCCAGUGACAAUAUCUACAGGAACAUCAGAGCAAACCAGUGGAUAGCACUUUCUAUUUUUAACCCUUACAUGAGCUAGUUGAGAUCUGAGCUCUGUUGGUAUGAAGCACUUCUAACAUUUCUAUUACUAACUGGGAAUGUUGAGAUGAAAAGCCCUGUUACUCCCAUGGUAUACUUAAAAAAACAACUCUUGAAAACAUGAGGGUUGGCAUAACCUAGCAGACUCAAAGUUGAGGCCUGGCUACCCCAAUUUUGUGCCAAUAGGGCAGCGGAUACAUGGGGAGGGAGUUAAGACAAUGGUGUGAGGUAAGUGUGUGAUUGGGGGUGGGGUUACCUUCAGUUUUAAAAUACUAGACUUCUGCUGAUUUGUGCUACAAAAUUUAAUGUUGUUUAAAUAAAUUCCCCUCUCUCUCACUUUUAUAUGCAUAUAUAUAUAUAUAAUAUACAGAUCCCAAUUCUACAAUCAGAUUAAUGGAAUCUGAUCUCUGUGCCCAUAUUGAACCCUGUAGCCUUGACUGGCACUUUGUGCAGGCAUAAGGAUCUUCCUGCACCGAUCAAAUUGCAGAAUCUGUACAUGCAUGCACAUCCACGUACGUAUGUGCAUAUACAUCAGUUUAUUGCAAUUGUUACAAACUAAGCUAGUCUCCUAACUAAAGGUAUACAAAGGUAUAGAUAGACAUACAGUAUGUCUUCAGUGCUUUAUGCUGCCCCAUCAGAGUCAAUGGAAAUUAUAUCAUAGACUUCAGUGGGAGCAGAAUCAGGCCUUUCAUGAGGCUAGCAUGGUUUUUAUAUAUAUUUACGCUAAUAUCUUGGAUGAACACAUAUGCACCACAGUGCAUGAUCUAUCUUUGGUUGAUCAGGUAUUAUUUACCCACUUUUAGAGGCUUAUAAUUUGUCUGUUGUAGUAUUAUUGUACUGCCACUUUUAAUAGGCUGAUUAUUGAUCCAAAGCCCAUCAUAAGUUUUAGAGAGCCAUUUCAUUGUUUAAUUUUGUAAAUCUGAUGAAAGUUGUGACAACUUUCUGCUGAAAAUAUAUAUGAACGUUUACAGAAAAAAGCAACACCUGUGUUGAAACUUUUUUUUUAAAAAAUUAGACCAAUUAUUCAGUUUAUUCUCUGAUAUACUUCAAGUAAAUGGCUAUUAGUUUUAUGAGUUACAGGGCCACAGGAAUGAUCAGAAACACAAAACUUCUAUUUUGUUUAUAUUCAUUACUUAGACGUGUGUGUGUGUGUGUGUAAUAUGUUAAAAGGUAUGGUUCUGGGUUAAAAAAAGUUUCUGACCAGAGAAGUUUUUAUUAUGACAAAGUUAUAAACUAAGGGAAAUAAAUCAAAUGAGUGUGAUUAAAAUGUCAUCAUCUGCUGUAAUUUUUUCACAGUACAGCUAAUACUUGUUAAACCCUUUUUUACUGCUAGCUCCUUUUAGUGACUUGACCAUCACUUUGUGAUGGGUGUUGCCAUUCCUGUGCUAGCUGCUAAGGCCAAGUGGAAUUCUGUAGCAUGGACAGAUAUAGUUGCAUUUUACUCAUAAUUUAUAAAAGUGGAUGGGGGCAAAAGAGAAGAUGCUUUUCUAAUAGUAACUAUUUCCAGGAACUGUGCCGCUCCUAUUCUGUUUGAUCCCCAGUCCUCUCUCUUAUUAGUAAAAUCAUAGGUGAAUAGCUCCUUUUGUAGCUACUACAAUUUUUUCAGAAUUUCUCUUAUGGUAAAAAUCACAGCCCAGCUUUUACAGAUAAGGAAACUGACGCUCAGAAUAACUCAGUGACUUGCCAUGUAAGGCACUGUGGGCUGGUGGAUUAGGUCUGGAAAAGGGAAUCAGGAAACCUAGGAUCUUAUAAGCCUAGUUCCAUCACCAACUUUGUGUAAUCUGAACAAGUAAUUUAAGCCUGACUUUCAAAAUCUGGUGCCCAAGUCAAAAUUUCUGUGCCUAAAAUAGGUAUUUAGGUGGCAAACUUUAAGCACUGUUCUCAGCCUCAAUUUCCACACCUGAUUUUUACCAUAAUUGAAAAUGUACAGAAAUUAUGGUAGCUGUAAAAGAACUAUUCACUAUCUUCUUGCCAGUGAGAGAGAAGAUUUGAGUCAGUGCAGAUCUGGCUAAGGUGAGUAUGAGGUUUAUCCACAUGGAUCCAAUUGUAAAGUAAGGUCCAGUGAUCACGAGCUCUGCCUCAAGAGGGCAGUGCGUAUGGGCAAAGUUCUGCCUGAGUGAAUUGAAUUGCAGGAGCUAGUCCCCUAUGGCAUAUCCUGAUCAUUCCCCAUAUAAAAUCCAAAGAUCCAUUUCAGUUUCCAGUCCUGGCUCUUAUGAGCUCUUGGGCAAGACUUUUCUGCACUUUUCAUUUAUUUUGCUUACUACACACACUUCCGUUUAGUAAUCCUGAAGCUGUAGUCACAAUAAAAUGCAGCUUAUCUAUUUAAUGUUUACCAUGCUGCAGCAGGAAAGUAAUUAUUGGCUUUUCUCAAAUGUCUCUACUUAACAUCGGGUUUUGGCAGCCCUCCUUGGACCGCCAGUGAAUCUGAACUCUAAAUAAUUCUCACAGCAGAGGCUUUAUAUUAAAGUUUAAGCGUAACAAAUCUUCUUAAGUUGUUUUCUGUGUAAUAAUGUGAUUGUUUAUCACAAUUGGACUAAAUGGCAUUCCUUUUCAUAGGACUCAUUUUGAAUCUUUUAAAAAUAAUAGUAAUAGAGUGGCUUAAAGACCAGUGACGGGGUCAGUUCAGACUUGGUGUCAAUGAGAAUGGUGUCAGUGGAGUUACACCCGUGAUGCAUUUUCCCCACUACCUCGCAGGUGACAUUCAGCAAAAUGUGUUGUUGGUGGCUAAGGGAAAUUGUUACAGUUUGUGUUGCCUAGAUGUUUAGAAUCAAUAUAGUUAUGCAAUAGCUAACAUGACUCAGAUUUACAUAUGUAUGUUUAAUAACAACAUUUUGGCCUUGUGUCUCAAGUGCUUUGCAAAUGCUAAUUGAUAAAGCCUGUCAACAUUCCUGUGAGCUUGAUAAGUAGCAGUCUGGCCAUUUUGCAGAUGGUGUUGUGGGUCACAGUUUGAAUAAGUGAAUUGUACAAGUUUACACAGUAAUUCAGUGGCAGAGAAAGCAGUAGCACUCAGGAUUGUCCCAUUACCCAUUGAACCACUUUAAGUAUUAGGCCUCAUCUUCUGUCCUGUUUCACAUUUCUGUCUAGUGAAAUAGCAGUUCUAAGCUGCCAGGACUUUGCAGUAUCAGGCUGUUAGCAUUUACACCUUUGCACAAAAAUAAAGAAUGAGCAUCUUGUUUCACUAUAAUGAGGUAUGGCAGUGUAGACCGAUUUGGAUGGCAACUAUUUUACAAACCACCAUAUGCUAAUGUUUUUCCCCCAAAACCAUGUCUACACAGAGGUCUAUGUUGUGCCUCUUGGAGUUCCCAGGUGAACAGAGGCAGAGCACCCACUUGAAAACCUUUAUCAGAGACUGCUUUCUAUCCCCUGUGCACUAGCCAUCUCUUCAUGGAGAGAGGGACAGAGCCAUGGCAUCUCCUCUGUGGUGUGUGCACUCUCAGGACAGCGGGGAUGGAGCAAAAUACAGACCAUGUAACUCUAUAUGGCAUUCACAUGGACACACAGUGGGAGGUGCACAGGGAACCCUGACUCUAAAUUAGUCUGAGACUUCAUACUCUUUUUGGAAGGCUUAAAAAUUCACUGAUAAUAAAUAAUAAUAUUUUUCACUUAUAUAGGUCUUCUCUAGUUACUUCUCGGCAAGAUGUUUGUUAGUGCAGCAGCACAGUAAUUGACAUAGUCUCUCUGAGGAAUCACAGUAAAGCUAGGCUUGCUACCCUACUACAAUUUUGAAGUUGUACCAAAAAUGGGGCAAAUGCUUAGUUUCAACUACCUCUCAUAUGUUUUAUUUAUAUAUAAUAUGUGUGUACAUAUAUAUCUGUAUAGAUAUAGUUGUCAACCCUAGCCUUGUUGUAAUUUCUCUAAUGACCUGUGUCAAUCAAAAACUUUUAUAGCUUGCAUGACCCUUGUAAAAAAAAAAUGGAGGCUAGAAAGACAGAGAAAUCACUGCUGAAAACUCAUCAUACUGAUGAAAAUGUUUAA